UCGGAUCCAUCUCCGGGACUGCUGCUUCUGGGAACAGAUCUGCGUGGGAGGGAGUAUAUCUUGCUGGGUUGCGCCUGUGUUUUCUGAAUUACAGAGCAAGAUCAACGACUCGGAGAUUGACACUAGAGACAAAUUGACGAACCGACUGUCUGACUACCUGCCUACCCAUUCGCCCGCAACUCCUACCACAGCCCAUCACCAUGCCUCGCUUCGAUGACGCCGACUUUGGCGUCGAGGCCGUUCCUCAACUCCACGUCAAUGAGGCCAACGCUCCCACCAAGCCAACAGGCUCGGUCAACAACAUCGAGAUCCCCGCCACGCGCAACCCCGUCAGCGAUGCCUCCGCCCUAAUGCACCAUCUCAGCCUGUCGCCCUCGAUGAAGGAGCGACGCGGCUCGCGCAACUCCAUCGGGACAUCGCUGCCCAUCCCGCGCUCCCCACGGCCCUCGCGCCUCUCUUCAACCACCAAGCCGCGCAUAGACGCGCGCAGCAUCCUCGCCGCCCAAGUGCAAGGCAUGUCAACGGAGAAAGUCGCCGCCGUCAAAAACAUGGCCUUCGCAUUCGACAUCGACGGUGUCCUCGCGCACGGCAACGAAGCCAUCGAAGAAGCCAAAGUGGCCCUGAAGAUCCUCAACGGCGACAACGAGCUCGGCAUCACCUUCCCGUACAUCCUCCUCACCAACGGCGGUGGCAAGACCGAAGAAGCCCGCUGCGCCCAGCUCACCUCCGUCCUCGGCCACGAGGUCCCCACCGCCCAGUUCAUCCAGUCCCACACCCCCAUGCAAGCCCUCGCCGAGUACUACGACACCGUGCUUGUCUGCGGCGGUGAAGGCUUCCAAGCGCGCGAAGCCGCCGAAGCCUACGGCUUCAAGAACGUCGUCCACCCGAAGGAUGUCCUCGCAUGGGACCCGACCAUCUCCCCCUGCAGGGUGUUCACAGACGAAGACCGCGCAGGCGCCCGCCCGCGCGACUUCUCGCAGAUCAAGUUCGACGCUAUCCUCUGCUUUGCUGAAACCCGCGAUAGCAUGACAGACUGCCAGAUCAUCGCCGACCUGCUCCUCUCGGAAGACGGGCAGCUGCUGACGCAGGCGGCCGACCCCUCCAACCACAUCCCCAUCUACUUCUCGCAGGGCGACCUCCUGUGCCCGACAGAGCACAAGGGACCCCCGCGACUCAACCUCGGAGCGUUCCGCAUCGCCGUCGAAGCGCAGUAUAAGGCGCUGACGGGGCUGGAUCUUGAGCGAGUCGUGUACGGCAAGCCCGAGCGGGCGACGUAUGUCUGUGCGGAUGAAGUCCUCCGUUCAUGGAUGCAGGAGAUCCACAACGAGAAGCGGCUGCCGCAGAAUAUUUAUAUGGUCGGGGAUAAUCCCCAGAGUGAUAUCAUUGGCGGGAACCUCUACGGGUGGAAUACGUGCCUGGUGCGGACGGGCGUGUUCCAGGGGCCGAAGGGGUCGAAUGAUCCUCAUAAUCCGGCGAAUUUUGGCGUCUUUGAUAACGUGUUGGAGGUGGUAAAGGCUGUUAUAAGCAAGGAGUUGGGGUCGGAUUUCAAGCUCAGUUGGAAUCCGAAUGUGAAUCCUGUGACGCAGGAGGAUCAGUUCUCGGCGAUUGAGUAGAUUUCUCUCUUUUUUAUUUCUUCUUGCUAUAGAUUUUUUCUUUUCCCUUUUCUCUUCCUGUUUGGAUUUGAUGGUUAUUUUGUGUCACGCUUAUGAGUAUGAAUAUCCCCUCGAGGGGAUUAGAGAAUGGAUCACGCUAUCAAACCCAUCUUUAUACUACUCAACUCGGAGGAUCUAGUUAGGGUUACCACCACCACGUGGCCACAACAUCAAUCAAUUCAUUCAUUGUGAGCAGUAAAUCUGUCUCUGUCUGACAGUGAAUAUAUUAAAA
Messenger RNA from Aspergillus candidus, 1884 nucleotides. Its product is annotated as HAD-superfamily hydrolase. Gene Ontology annotation, cellular component: mitochondrion. The record is from RefSeq and is a predicted model, not a curated record. The coding region runs from base 201 to 1613 and encodes 470 amino acids. NCBI's taxonomy places the organism in Eukaryota, Fungi, Ascomycota, Eurotiomycetes, Eurotiales, Aspergillaceae. Gene Ontology annotation, biological process: glycerophospholipid biosynthetic process. The transcript is spliced from 2 exons.